Messenger RNA from Eupeodes corollae, 683 nucleotides. RefSeq lists its product as uncharacterized. The transcript has 2 exons. The record is from RefSeq and is a predicted model, not a curated record. NCBI's taxonomy places the organism in Eukaryota, Metazoa, Arthropoda, Insecta, Diptera, Syrphidae. Bases 83 to 415 code for a protein of 110 amino acids.
GAAAUGUGUAUGCCGAUUCCAAAAUGUCACUUUGACUUACCAGCCAUAACAAAUAUUUAUUUAAUUUUUAUGUAACUUGGAAAUGUUUCAAUUUAAAUGGUUGCGAAGAUUCGUUCGGCGAAACACCAAUCCGAUACCAGAAUCAACAGCUGAACUAUGGAGACGCCGUCUCAGCAUUGGUUACGCUGUCAUUGCUUGGCAGGCUUUCGGACUUGUAUGCUAUAGCAUUUAUAAAGGCAAGAACGACUGGGCCAAGUACCAUGGUCUAAAAAGUGAUGAAGAACUUGCAAUGUCUCCAGCUCAACAAUUCUCAAAAACCUUGAAUGUCGAAAAAGGAACAAUCCUUCGAUUCAGAGGUUUUACCAAAGUCGAUGAAAUUCCCUUCGACAAUCGUAAGGACGAAGAAGAGAUAUAAAAAGGCAAAACAAUAUGAUUUCAAAAUAAUGUAUAGUAUAUGUUAAGUUUUUAUUGUAGAUACGAUACAAAAAUACACAAAAACUCAAGCUUAAAUGCCAAGUAUAAAAUGUGAGGCACUUUACUUCGUUUAACUCAGCGAUUAGACACUCCGCCGAUGCAAUAGUUUCAAGGACAUUAUCUAUCACACUUUUUUUAUUAAUUCCUAAAGAUAUAACACGUUAAAAGUAAAUAUAUGAAUAUCUCGAGUGAUGAUGAAUUCAAUACAA